UACUUGUCUACAACAGGCAAAUGCAUCCUGCAACCAUGAAUACAGAGGUUGGUUCAGAAGCAGAAAUGAAGGGACCUGAGAAUCUGGAAACAAAUGCCGAAAAGGAAAAUGCUGGGGAUGCACCUGAAUGUCAAAAAGGAAAGACAUCUGAAACUGAAGAAGCUACUCCAACUCCUCAAACUCCAGCUAGCCAAAGUAAUCCAAGGAGCUCAGGAGGGAAAAGUAUUUCUCGUUUCAUCCCCCCAUGGCUUAAGAAACAAAAAUCAUACAGCUUAGAAGAACCCAAAGAUGAAACUAAGGCAAAACAAGUACCAGCAUCAGAAGAACAGACAGCAGAGGAAUCUCAUCUUCCAGAAGAGAGAGCUCAGCCUAAGGAAAAAUUAGAGGAUACUACUGAGAAUCUACAAGAAGCUAAAGCAGAUGAUGACAAACACUAUCCAGCUAAAGAAGAAAGUAAAGACAUUGUUUCAGAAAUAAAAGAAGAGAAGCAAGAAGCAGAGGAAGGGAAGAGGGAGACCAAAGAGGUACAGACUGGUGAAAUCAAAACUGAGAGAGUGCUUCAAAAAGCUCCUAAGAGAACCAGGACAGCUCAAGUGACGCUCUUGGAUGGGACAGAAUACAAAUGCGACCUUGAGAAAAAAGCUAAAGGCCAGGUGUUAUUCGACAAAGUGUGUGAACAUCUCAACUUACUGGAGAAGGACUACUUUGGCUUGUUGUUUCAAGACAACUCAGGUCAGAAGAAUUGGCUUGAUCCUUCAAAGGAAAUCAAAAGACAAAUUCAUAAUUUCUUUUGGAUGUUUACCUUUAAUGUGAAGUUUUACCCACCAGAUCCUUCACAGUUAACAGAAGACAUCACCAGGUACUUCCUAUGUUUGCAGCUUCGUCAAGAUAUAGCUUCUGGCCGACUACCAUGUUCUUUUGUGACACAUGCUCUCCUUGGUUCAUACACUCUCCAAGCUGAACUGGGUGACUAUGAUACAGAGGAACACAACAGUGAUUACAUAGGGGAAUUCCAAUUUGCACCCAAUCAGACAAAAGAGAUGGAAGAGAAGGUAGUAGAGUUACACAAAACACAUAGAGGUCUGACUCCAGCACAGGCAGAUUCCCAGUUCUUAGAAAAUGCCAAGAGGCUUUCAAUGUAUGGAGUGGAUUUGCACCAUGCUAAGGAUUCUGAAGGUGUGGACAUUAUGCUGGGAGUAUGUGCCAAUGGGCUACUCAUUUACAAAGACAGACUCCGAAUCAACCGUUUUGCUUGGCCCAAAAUUCUGAAGAUAUCUUAUAAACGCAGUAACUUCUAUAUCAAAGUCAGACCAACUGAGUUGGAACAGUUUGAGAGUACUAUUGGUUUUAAACUGCCAAACCAUCGGGCUGCAAAGAGAUUAUGGAAGGUCUGUGUGGAGCAUCAUACUUUUUAUAGACUUGUAUCGCCAGAACAGCCUGCAAAGGCCAAAUUCCUGACAUUGGGUUCCAAGUUCCGCUACAGUGGCCGUACUCAAGCACAGACACGGCAGGCAAGCAAUCUCAUAGACAGACCUGCUCCAUAUUUUGAACGGACCUCCAGCAAACGUGUUUCCAGGAGUCUUGAUGGUGCUCCAGUAGGUAUCACAGACCAGAGCCUGCUAAAGGACUUCUCUCCUGCAGUAAUGGUAUCCACUGGUGAUAGGAGCCUUGAAGCAGCUGGACAGGCCAAAGUAAAAGUUGGGGAAGAUACCGAUGGAGGCAUAAUGAAAAUACCACAGUUAGAAGAUGGAAAGGUGGAGACAGAAGAGGAGGAAAAUCAUAAGAAGACUUAUUCCUUGAAAGUAGAUGGGGAAAAUAUUUAUGUCAGACAUAGCAAUUUAAUGUUGGAGGACCUGGAUAAGACCCAGGAUGAAUUACUGAAGCAUCAGGCUAGCAUUAGUGAACUCAAGCGCAAUUUUAUGGAAUCCACACCUGAGCCACGCCCCAAUGAAUGGGAGAAGCGCCGUAUCACACCUCUGUCUCUACAGACACAAGGGAGCCUAGAAGAGGAGAUAGCAUCAAUUUUAUUUAGUAAAGAGGGUUUUCCCAGUAGUAUGAAAUCUGCCUUCACUUCAGCUACCUUGUGGACAACAGAGGGCACUGUUGUGAAAGAUAAUAUACCUUCUGAAAAGCUUUCUGCCUCACUCUUCUCUCAGCUGCCUGAGAGAUUUACUCCCCAAACAGAAGAGCUCUCCAUUGGAACCAACAGGACUACUAAGAGUUCGCAUGAGACUCUGAACGUAGUGGAGAAGAAGCAGGCAGAGGUUGGGAUAGAAGAGACAAUAGUCACAGAUGAUACCAACAGGGACAAAAUACAAGUUGUCUCUGCUGGAGGGGAAAUUCAGAAGAUGGAAAGACUGUCGAAAAAGGACUCUUCAUCAUUGUCAUCAGAUAGCAGCAAUAGUGAGAGUGAAGAUGAAGCAGGAGAAUAUCGGCCAUACCAACAGUUGACUCAGGAUUCCAUAAAAGAAGAACUAGAAGAAAAUGAAAUUACUAAAGAUGAGAAGCAACAGAAGGCAGAUGCAAUAGUGUGCAUGGAAAUUUCACAAGUCAGUCCAGCUCAAGUAACAGUUGAGCACACAGAAGUAACAAAAGGUUUUGUUCAGACAAAUGAAGCAACCACAGAAACACCUGGAGAGACAAAUUUGCCAAAACUGGAAAAGCAAGAUCUGAAAGAAGAGAGCGUGGAAGAGCAGCUGAAAGUAAAUGGAGAGGCAUCGCAUAUUGACAUUGAUGUUUCACCACAAAUAAUUUGUUGCUCUGAGCCUCCUGUGGUUAAAACAGAGAUGGUGACCAUUUCAGACGCUUCACAGAGAACUGAAAUAUCUACCAAGGAAGUACCAAUUGUUCAGACAGAGACUAAAACAAUCACAUAUGAAUCUCCCCAGUUCGAUGGCAGUGGUGAUGCUGGUGUACUGUUGAGUGCACAGACGAUCACAGCAGAAUCUGUUUCUACAACCACCACCACACACAUUACAAAGACGAUAAAAGGUGGUGUGUCAGAAACCAGAAUUGAAAAGCGGAUUGUUAUCACUGGAGAUGCAGACCUUGACCAUGAUCAGGCAUUGGCACAAGCUAUUAAAGAAGCCAAAGAGCAGCACCCUGACAUGUCUGUAACAAGAGUGGUGGUGCAUAAGGAAACAGAGCUUGAAGAGGAAGGAGAAUAAGUAAUAUGAAGAGUAAUUUGUGAUUUAUGAAGAACUUUGAUCAUUCCAAGUCAGUGUCCUGACCACUAUUUCACUGAAUUCACCAAACCUGACAACAGUGACCAGACACCUCCAGAAUGAAUUGCCAACACCAAACCUUAUCUUUCUCUUAUCUUUAACCAUAUCCAUCUUUAUUUUUAUAACCACUUCUUAACAUUCUUGGCUUUUUAAAUGAUGUUUAGAGAUUAUUUUUUGCACAGUUCCCUUCCAUUUUUAUAUAACUGAUUUUCUGAUUGCAUGAAAGCGAACAGAAAUAUUUAGUAAGCACUGUUCACUUGAGCAAGUUUAAUAUGCAAGAAGGAGAGAAACUUUGACUAAUUUAGAUACAGCAUUUCCAAAACAUUUCAAAUACAGCUUCUUACUGGAAUAAUAGCUUUUCUUCAGAAUAUUCAGGUAAUAAAAUAUCAAAUAACAUAAAAAAGACAUUGUUUUUAUUUUAAAAAUUACAAAUCUUUCCUAUAACUUGGUGGGGAAAGAAAUUAAGAUUUGUAUGGAUUUUAUACAGACUCUUUGUAACUUUCUCUGUUCUGAGGGUCUCCCAAUUUCUGAGGGGAACUGGUGCUGGUACAAUAAAGAAGAGAGAGAGUUAUAAAGAUGUUUCUACUGACUCAGCACUGUUCUAGUAACCUUUUUGCACUUCACUGCCAUUGUUCACUACCUUCAUAGACACUCUGUGGUCUGCAGCAUUCCAGACAAGGUUGGAAGGACUUUGUUCUCUUUCUUCCAACCAAAGAUAAUCUAGGCAGCUUAAAACCUUAGUGCUUUCUUCCUAACAUGUUAAAUGUCAAACACUUUGAUUAUAUGAUGUUCAGAAUGCUUUCAUUGUGUAAAAACCCAUUGUCUCCAUGUUACAACUGACACAUUUGUUGAGCAGUUAAAUCUGUUUUGUGUAGUUUUGCCUAAUAACUACAAGUUUUAAGGACACUGAAGGACCAGGAUUGCAGUCUAUGGCCCAUUGUAAGUAGUUCAGGAACCACCUAAUAGGGUGAGGUUUCCUUUGAGGAGAUCUAUAUGAGAGCCAGUUAACCGUGCGUCCCCCUUCUCCACAGCCACUGUUCACCUUAUGUAUAGUUAAGAUGCCAUAUUAAAUUUAUAGUAGCUUGAAGUUGUAUUAAGUAAUAUUUUGCUUUCUGUAAUACUGUUAUAAAAUAAAGUUUGUUUAUUCUUUAAAUGUU
This is a messenger RNA of Sceloporus undulatus (fence lizard), 4381 nucleotides long. RefSeq names its product erythrocyte membrane protein band 4.1 like 2 (gene EPB41L2). Bases 21 to 3167 code for a protein of 1048 amino acids. Gene Ontology annotation, cellular component: cytoskeleton; plasma membrane. The record is from RefSeq and is a predicted model, not a curated record. The transcript has 23 exons. NCBI's taxonomy places the organism in Eukaryota, Metazoa, Chordata, Lepidosauria, Squamata, Phrynosomatidae. Gene Ontology annotation, molecular function: structural molecule activity; actin binding. Gene Ontology annotation, biological process: cortical actin cytoskeleton organization.